CGCUGCCAUAGUUGCAACAAUCGGCAAUGGGGCGCCUCACCAUUGUCGUCGCGCUCGUCGCGGUGCUAGUCGGCUACUUGAUUGGCACCUCGCCCGCUGGUGUCACACCUCCCACGACGCCGCCGGGCAGUCCCACGGCACUGCUCCCGCCGUGGCCCAUAUUCCGCGUCGCCAUCGCGCUGAACGAGUUCUUCGAGGCGGCAGCCGUGGCCACGCGCCCGCCGCCGGUCCAGGUGAAGACCCUCGCGACCGCGUACUGGCAGUCAGAGAUUUCGUACUCGCUCACCAAGAGUGGUGCCAUCGACGAGGUCGGUGCGGAGGGCGGCGUCGCCUGCGAGGACGUGGCUGCGAAGCUCAAGCUCGUCCCGGACUUUCUCUGCCGGAUGAUGCGCGCGGGCACGUUGUCUGUGUCUUCUCGGUCCUGUCCACGCCGUUGACGCGCGGCCGACAAUCACUCGUCGGGGUCCACACAGGCGAGGGCAUCAAGCUCCUGAGCACGGACGCGCAGGGCAAGUACUCGCUCACGCCCGCGGGCGACAUGCUGCGCUCGGAGCAUCCCGGGAGCCUCCGCUCAUUUAUGUUGAUGAUCAACGAGGAGACCACGAAGGCGUGGAGGGCGGCCGGCACGAAGAGCCUCUCGUCGGGCCAAUCAGGCUUCAAGGAGGCCUUCGGCAAGGAGUGGUGGGCGUGGCACAACGAGCCGAGCCGCGCGACGCAGAUGCGCCAAUUCGACGCCGCCAUGCGCAGCCUGAACGCCGACGUCUCCGGAGCGCUCCUCGUCGACUGGGCGCCACCCAAGGAGGACGCCCUUGUCUGCGACAUCGGCGGCGGCGCCGGCCACAUGACGGCCGCGAUGGUGAAGCACUACCCGAAGCUCAAAGGGAUCGUCUUCGACCAGCCUAAGGUCGUCGCGAGCAGCACAAAGGAGGUGCUCGCGGAACUAGGGGUCUCCGACCGCGUGUCGACGGUCGGCGGCAGCUUCCUCGAGCCGCUGCCCGCCGCGCUGUCCAGCUGCGACGCCUUCUACCUCAAGUUCAUCCUCCACGACUGGGCCGACGAGGAGUGCGUCUCGAUCCUCUCGGCGAUCAAGGCGGUGGCCAAGGAGGGCUCUCGGAUCGUCACGACCGACUUCAUCCUCGGCGUCGACGGCGCCAACAUGGAGAUGUCGAAGCGCAUGAUGGACAUCAACAUGAUGGCCGCCAACCCGCCGGGAGCGGGCGAGCGCACCUGGGAGGAGUACGCAGCGCUCUUCGCCCGGGCGGGCUUCGCGAAGCCCUCUCAGCUCGUCAAGAUGCGCGACCUCGUCUCGACGGUCGUCACAGAGGUCUGA
Molecule: messenger RNA, 1330 nt
Organism: Pelagomonas calceolata
Lineage: Eukaryota; Pelagophyceae; Pelagomonadales; Pelagomonadaceae
Source: the annotation of a GenBank genome assembly